Theobroma umbraticum is the source of this 1830-nucleotide messenger RNA. Its product is annotated as kinase-like protein. The record is from RefSeq and is a predicted model, not a curated record. Gene Ontology annotation, molecular function: protein binding. Lineage: Eukaryota; Viridiplantae; Streptophyta; Magnoliopsida; Malvales; Malvaceae.
AUGGCUACCUAUCUCUUAUUCCUUAUCAUAUCAGCUUCUGCAUUUUCCACGCUUAACGCUGAUUUGAGCAUCGACUGUGGAGAGUCUGAUAUUUACACUGAUGACUACUCCAUGGGUUGGGUUGGAGAUGAAAACUACAUUCAACAUGGCGAGGCAGUGGUGGUGCAAUCUAGCAAAUCAGUGUCUCAAGCCAUGACCACUCUGAGGGUAUUCACUGAUAGGAAGAAAAGCUGUUACUCCGUUGAUGCUAACAAGGGAUCUCAGGUUCUUGUCCGGGCGAGCUUUUUCUAUGGAAAUUAUGACAAGAAAUCGUCUCCCCCAAGUUUUGAUCUACUAUUCGAUGGGAAUCAUUGGGCCACGGUGGAGACUUCAAGUGACGAAGUUGUUUCCUAUGAGGUUAUUUAUGUCACAAAGAGGGACACCGUGAGUGUAUGUGUAGCUCAGACAUCUCCCAACAUGUUCCCCUUUAUAUCAGCUAUCGAAGUCCGGAGCUUAGACGAGAAAAUGUACGGCCAUAUUGAUUCGAAUUAUGCUUUGAUGUUAAGGAGGAGGGUUGCUUAUGGCACCAAAGAAAUAAUUAGGUAUAUCGAUGAUCUUUACGACAGAAUAUGGGUUCCAGCUAUCAAUGGAGGCGAUUUCACAGUGCUCACAAGUGAUGAAUCACUCAUUGAUGUUAGUUUAGACGAUAACCCUCCAGGAGCUGUGUUUAAAAAUGCAUUUGCCACUAACAACACUUCCACAUCCGUACGAUUAGGGACUAAUCUUCCCGCAACUGAAGUUCCUAUUUACAUGAACAUGUAUUUUUCGGAAGUUUCAGUGCUUGAUUCAACCCAGAGAAGAUCCUUUCAGCUUUACAUAGAUGGCAAGUCUACCUCAAACCCCUUUAUCCCAUCUUAUGGAAAAGCAGGAGAAAUGUACCUGACCAACUUCACUGCCUCUUCCAACACUAACUUCUCUUUGGUAGCCACAUCUGAUUCCACACAUCCUCCUCUUAUCAAUGCACUGGAAGUUUUUACUGUCAGUGAUGAGCUAACAUAUGGAACCAAUAGUGAUGAUGUGGAAGGAUUGGCCUCUUUGAAGGAUGAAUUUGUUGUACUGGGAGACUGGGGUGGUGACCCUUGCCUUCCUUCUCCAUAUUCAUGGGAUUGGAUCAACUGCACCUCUGCUUCCACACCCAGAGUAACUGCAUUGUAUCUCGGUAGCUUUGGUCUAUCUGGUUUUCUUCCUGAGUUUACCUCCAUGACCGCCCUCGAGAUAAUAGAUUUGCACAAUAACAGCCUAAGCGGGUCUAUCCCUGAAUUUCUUGGCACCUUGCCUAAUCUGAAACAAUUGAACUUGGCUGAUAAUGAGCUUAGUGGACCCAUUCCUUCCUCAAUAUCAAAGAAUACCAAGUUAAAAUUAGUUGUAACAGGCAAUCCAGAUUUGUGUGUCUCUGGCAAGUCAUGCAACACAGCCAACGCAGAUGUUGAUGACCCAACUUUCUCCUCAAGCAGGGGCAAGAAAAAGAAGAACAACCAACCUGUAAUACUUGGAACCGUAAUUCCAAUAUUUGUACUUCUCUGGGUAAUCGGAGGAGUUUUUGCCGUGCUUCGUCAUAAGAGAAACUUAGCAGGCAUCAUAGCCGCUAAUGCAGGGCAAGCAGGAGGAGCCAAUAGGCCUAAUGGCACCCCACGGGCAGCGAAUUUGCAAAUGCAAAUGCAGACGGCGGCUAACAAUAUGGCUCAAAGUUUAGUCAAUGAUUUUAGAGUGAACAUCCAGGAGCAGCCAUCAGCUCAAGAUCAGCCAGUUGAUCAAAACGAUCAACGAAAUCAACAGGAAGGCGGGUAUUGA